AUGUUUUCAAAAGCACGCUUGUUACAAAAUGUACCUGUCUACAAGUGCAGUAUCAGAACCAUGAAACAACGAAGAACUGUAAAUAAAUUAGUGGAGGUACAAUUACUAAAAACAUUACCUGGUAUUGGGGUAGAAGGACAGAUUUUACACGUAAAGCCAGGAUAUAUGAGGAAUUACUUGCACAUUGACAACAAAGCAUGUUACGUUACACCAAAUAGUCCACCUAGGCUUCCUGUAGUCGAUGUUGAGGAGUUGCGUCUUCAGGAACAAAAGAAGCAUAGACAACUUCAAAAAGAACAAGAAGUGAAGACACUAGAACAAACUAUUCAUGAGCUAGAAAAUGACAAGCAAGUAAGGGAUGAGUCUGAGGGUGCCAUGUCUCUUGAGGAGUUAUCAGAUUUAUUUAGCAGCAUGAAAUCCACCAAGAGAACGUCCGAGAAACCAGACUUGAAAGUCCAAUCAAAUAUUUUUGACGCAACAACAGGAACGAUACCAGGCUUAGAAAUGGAUGGUCACGAAUUUGAUUCGAUACAAGACAUCGACAACAAAUUGCCAAAAUUAUUGACCUUAGACCAUUCUGCAUUGCCUAUUAACAAGAAAGCGGUUGCCAAGCAUAUCGAGGACUUGACAGAGCGUAAUGUUGAUAUUUCUGGAUUGGAAUUGAGCUACAUAGAUACCCCGGAGGCCCACAUUGAUUCAAUCACAGAGGCAGGAAGAUUCCAAGUUAGGCUCAGGUCGGACGACGGUAAAUCUUUUGUUACAAGGGUAUUGGAAGUUGAAUAA
Messenger RNA from Lodderomyces orthopsilosis Co 90-125, 783 nucleotides. Its product is annotated as mitochondrial 54S ribosomal protein MRPL50. Gene Ontology annotation, molecular function: structural constituent of ribosome. Bases 1 to 783 code for a protein of 260 amino acids. The record is from RefSeq and is a predicted model, not a curated record. Gene Ontology annotation, biological process: translation. The transcript has a single exon. NCBI's taxonomy places the organism in Eukaryota, Fungi, Ascomycota, Pichiomycetes, Serinales, Debaryomycetaceae. Gene Ontology annotation, cellular component: mitochondrion; ribosome.